Molecule: messenger RNA, 1464 nt
Organism: Stereum hirsutum FP-91666 SS1
Lineage: Eukaryota; Fungi; Basidiomycota; Agaricomycetes; Russulales; Stereaceae
Product: ADK-domain-containing protein
Exons: 6
Coding region: 144-1091 (315 amino acids)
Biological process (GO): nucleobase-containing compound metabolic process
Cellular component (GO): cytoplasm
Molecular function (GO): ATP binding; AMP kinase activity
Source: RefSeq, a predicted model, not a curated record
AAAUCUUGGCCGACUCAGGGCACAGCUACGUCGCCCUGCCGUUUCUUUCCGCUACGACCAGGCCUUUAUAGACGUCCGCAGAGCUUGGGCGUCGCGCACCCAUCCCUCUCCUUUCCUGGCCGUCUACUUGUUGUGUGCAACGAAUGGCUCUCGCGCUCCGUCCCACUGCCGUGGCGCAUCGUGCCCCCCACUCCGCGCGUGCGUUCGGCAGCUCUUCGACCCCGAACAAGGCCAUUCCAUUCUUCCUCAAUAGCUCUCGGUCUGGGGCUCUUCACAGCGAAGAUGCACCAGCAGCUGGUUCAUCCAAGUCAGGUUUAAGGAUGAUCAUGUUCGGCAAGCCAGGGGCAGGAAAAGGAACUCUAUCUGGGCGCUUGACCACAAAAUAUGACAUUCUUUCGCUUUCGACCGGCGAUCUUUUGAGGCAGCAUAUUGCAGAAAAAACUGAGGUGGGGAAGGCUGCAGAGCCAAUAGUGGCCAGCGGUGGACUCCUCCCGGACGAAAUCAUGUUGAAGGUUGUCACCUCUAAAUUGGACCAUCUGCACAAUAAGCACUGGAUUCUUGAUGGCUUCCCUCGGACGGUCGGGCAAGGUAAAUUGCUCGAUGCUCACUUGCGCGCGCAGCACAUGCCGCUGAACCUCAUCGUGAACCUUGAUGUUCCUGACUCAAUAAUUCUGAGUCGUAUAUCCGACCGAUGGGUCCAUCUCCCUUCAGGACGAGUGUAUAACAUGUCCUACAACCGACCAAAGGUCGACGGCCUUGAUGACGAGACAGGCGAACCGCUUACGAAGCGCCCGGACGAUAACCCUGAAACUUUUGCCCGCCGCUUGGCCCAAUUCUACUCCUCGACGUCUCCAUUGCUUUCAUAUUAUGCGGACCAAGAUAAACAGCAGCAGUCCUCGAAACUUGUCGCACUCACCGGAGAGACAUCGGACGAGAUCUGGCCACUACUCGAGAGGACUGUGAAGGCCGUCGUACCAAAUCUCAGGGAACGGGCAGCAUACCGCCGCAAGACGAGUCUCAGCGAUGCUGUUGCCGCUUCCGAGGAGGAGGCAGGUCGAAGAGCAUCCGGAAUCACUGCCUCUUCUACGUGAACUCCUUUUUUCUGUCGCAUUUCUUUCUUUCUUCUUCAUCUUCUUUUACACUGUAUCCAUGUCUUUUCCCGCUUUUCCCUGGCUUUUUCUGCUUAUAUCCUUUCGGUUCACAUUUUCACAUUCUGACUUCGCACUUGUGCGUCCCUACCUUGCUUGUUUCGGCCGGUAUGAACUUGGCCAGCUGAUUGCACAUUCUUUCAUCUAAAGUGUUAUAGGCUUUCGUUUUUCGUGGUUGCUGUGGGUGCCGUUCAGGGUCCUUUUUGGCAUUACCCCGUGUGCACUUGUUCAGGAGAUGACUUGAUGCUAUGCGAUGACAGUGUAUCAGUAGGCUUACUUAUGCGCGCUCGGAAUCUUAUGGAUAACGUUCUCCUCC